Arachis duranensis is the source of this 1305-nucleotide messenger RNA. RefSeq lists its product as uncharacterized. The record is from RefSeq and is a predicted model, not a curated record. The coding region runs from base 1 to 1305 and encodes 434 amino acids. The transcript has 4 exons. NCBI's taxonomy places the organism in Eukaryota, Viridiplantae, Streptophyta, Magnoliopsida, Fabales, Fabaceae.
AUGCGCUUUAGUCUCGUCACCUGCAAACCGCAGGUUGCAUUUUGUAAGCCUGAAAAUAUACAUGCUCACAAUGAUGGAAAAAAUGCAUUUUUAGAGUUAGGAUUUAAUAAUUGGAAGAAAGUAAAUAAUGGAGUGAAUUGUACAUUUGUAUGUCACGAGGGUUCUAUUUCUAAUUCUCCCCAUAAUUUAUGUGUGAAAUCUUGUGAUGAUUUAUUGGCUCAAUCUAAGCAUAUAGACAAAGUUCUUGAUAAGCAUAGUGAUGAAACUAUUGCAAAUAACCGCUUAAGGUUGAAGACAUAUAUUGAUGCUAUUCGAUGGCUUGCAUUUCAAGCAUGUGCAUUUAGAGGCGACGAUGAAAGUCCUGGAUCUUUGAAUAGGGAAAAUUUUAUUGAGUUAAUUAAGCUUUUAGCUUCAUGUAAUCAGAAUGUUAAUAAUAUUGUCCUUGAAAAUGCUCCUGGAAAUGCUCAAUAUAUAUCUCCCGGUGUUCAAAAAGAUAUAUUGCAUAUCUUUGCUAGAAAAGUGCGUGCAACAAUUCGAGAAGAAACUGGUGAUUCUAAAUUUUGUAUAAUUAUUGAUAAAGCAAUAGAUGAGUCAAAGCGAGAACAAAUAUCUGUGGUUUUGAAAUUUGUAGACAAGCACGAUUGUGUUCAAGAAAGAUUUUUUGAUCUUAUACAUGUUUCUGAUACGUGUUCUUUGACAUUGAAAACAGAAAUUUCAUCAGUUCUUUCUCGUCAUAAUCUUGAUGUUCAAAAUCUUAGGGGACAAGGAUACGAUGGAGCUACACUUGUUUCUGCAGCCAAAGAAGUUUGUUAUGUUCAUCAAUUCUUUUCCAAACUUACACUAAUUGUGAAUGUUGUGACUAUUUCUCCUAAACGUCAUCAUCAGUUAAGGAUUGCUCAAGCAAAUAAUGUUGCAAACUUAAUUUCUGAUGAUCAAAUUGUGAUAGGUAGUGGACUUAAUCAAAUUGGUACUUUGCAAAGAGCUGGAGAUACUAGAUGUAGGUCUCAUUUGAAUUCUGUACGUAGCUUGCUAUGCAUGUUUGAUGCUACUUAUGAAGUUCUUGAAAAAAGCACUGAAGAAGGUAAUUUCUCCACUCGUGGUGAUGCUAGUGCUGCUUCUGAUGCUAUCACAUCUUUUGAAUUUGUCUUUGUUUUGCAUUUGAUGAGAAAUAUUUUGGAAGUCAGUCAUGAUCUUUGUCAAGCUUUGCAACGAAAAAAUCAAGACAUAUUUAAUGUUUUAACUCUGAUUUCUACUACCAAGACUUUAAUCCAACGAAUGAGAGAAUCAAGUUGGGAGGCUUCAUAA